AUGGAUGAAACACAGGAACCUCUAGCCUUGACUGUGCAUCUUCUUGCCGACACUGGGAACGGCUUACUUCUGCAGCAGGCUUUGGACCAACUCCUGGAUUGUAUCUGCCCAGAGGUGCGUCUCUUCCUGGUGUCUGAGCGGGCGAGACCAAUGAAUUCCCAUGAGAAGUACCACCCACGGAGGGCCCGCUUCCCAGGGAUGUCUGUUUUGCUCUUUCUUCAGGAAAGCCUGGGACAGGAACGGUUGUUUCGAGUCUUGGACUUCCUACAGCAUUCACCCUGGCAGGGAUUCCGUACCCAGCAUGCACAGGGGAGGCCUUGUCCUUACUUCCCUGCCAAUCAGGAAUUCUACAGUCUGCACAACCAGAUGCCAGUGUGGGGCAUGAGGCCGGUGCAUUGUGGCACUGAUAUCCUCAGGGUGACUCUGUACUGCAGUUUUGAUAACUAUGAAGAUGCCAUCAGACUCUAUGAGAUGCUCCUACAGAGAGACGCCACUGUGCAAAAGAGCGACUUCUGUUUCUUUGUCCUCUAUGCCACCGAGGGCUUCAGCCUGCAGCUCUCUUUGAAGCAGCUGCCCCCGGGAAUGUCAGUAGACCCCAGAGAGUCUUCUGUGCUGCAGUUCAGGGUUCAAGAGAUCGGCCAGCUGGUGCCUCUUCUACCCAAUCCGUGUGUUCCCAUCAGCAGCACAAGGUGGCAGACUCAGGACUAUGAUGGCAACAAGAUUCUGCUGCAGGUCCAGCCGAAGCCAGGACUUGGCAUCAAAAAUGGUGAACAUCCCUUCCUGAACGGCUGCUUGAGAGGUGGCACGCAUCCACGGGACUCCGGGAUGAACUCCAUCUCUACACAGAGAACCUUGGAGACAAGGAACCGGAGGAGGAGCAGGAGCUGGAGGUUCAAAGUACAUUCACUGGAGUUUCCACAACCCAGUGGGUCAUGGGAAAACUCUAGUGAGCCUUUGUGGAGAAGACCUGGCUGGUCCACCCUGGCAGAUAGCUCUGCCUCAGGCAUGCAGCAGCGCCGAAUGUCUAACCCCAUUGAACCCAAGACAGGAAUGGAUGCUUUUAGAGAAAAUGACUUUGAGAAACUCGAGGCAGAGACGAAUGUCGACACGGGCUUCACCAUCCUUAAUUCCGAGCCCAGGCAGUCUUUUCUGAGCAGAUUUCCCAGGGAUUUUCAGAGCAGCCAACCAGCAGGCUGCUUGCCAGGCUCUUCCUUAGAGGUAACUGCUUCCCCAAACCAAGGAGUCUUUAAGGAUAGACUCCGCCCUUUGUCACUUCCUGGUCAAAGGGACUUUGGUGCCAAGAAGGUCAUCUCAAAAUGUGCCCAUCAUCUGCCAGUCCAGGGUGAAGAGAAAGAAGAAUUCUUUAUAUAA
Arvicanthis niloticus (Nile rat) is the source of this 1371-nucleotide messenger RNA. It is a transcript of the gene Fam124b, whose product is annotated as family with sequence similarity 124 member B. NCBI's taxonomy places the organism in Eukaryota, Metazoa, Chordata, Mammalia, Rodentia, Muridae. The record is from RefSeq and is a predicted model, not a curated record. Gene Ontology annotation, cellular component: nucleoplasm.